GCGCACUCGGCUCGGCCCGGCCCGGGCCGCAGCAUGGCCGAGCCGCUACUCAGGAAAACCUUCUCCCGCCUGCGGGGCCGGGAGAAACUUCCCCGGAAAAAGUCGGACGCCAAGGAGCGCGGCCACCCAGCCCAGCGCCCAGAGCCCAGCCCUCCAGAGCCAGAGCCCCAGGCUCCCGAAGGGUCCCAGGCCGGAGCAGAGGGGCCCUCCAGCCCCGAGGCAUCAAGGAGCCCUGCACGGGGAGCCUACCUGCAAAGCCUGGAGCCCAGUAGCCGCCGAUGGGUGCUGGGUGGGGCCAAGCCAGCUGAGGACACCUCUUUAGGGCCUGGGGUACCUGGCACUGGGGAGCCCGCCGGCGAGAUCUGGUACAACCCCAUCCCUGAGGAAGACCCCAGACCUCCAGCACCUGAGCCCCCGGGGCCACAGCCUGGCUCAGCUGAGUCAGAGGGCCUGGCCCCCCAAGGUAAGAACAAGCUUCCCAUCCCCUUCCCCAAGGUGAGCACCAGCUCCACAUCCCUUCCCUUCAGGGUAGCACCAGCCUCACACUCCCUCCUCCCAGAGGAGCACCAACCUCACACUCCUUCCCUUCAGGGGAGCACCAGCCUCACAUCCCCACCCCGUCAGAUGCUCCCAGAGGAGCAUCAGCCUCACACCCUCCUCCCCGCCAGGGGAACACCAGCCUCACACUCCUUCCCUUCAGGGGAGCACCAGCCUCACCCCCCUCCCCUAAGCCCAGGUUCCUGGACCCUGAAGUCUGCUCUCCACACAGGUGCAGCCCCCGCCAGCCCCCCAACCAAAGCCUCCCGCACCAAGUCCCCGGGCCCCGCCAGGCGCCUCUCCAUAAAGAUGAAGAAGCUGCCGGAACUGCGGCGCCGCCUGAGCCUGCGAGGCCCCCGGGCUGGCAGGGAGCGCGAGAGGGCUGCCCCUGCGGGCUCCGUCAUCAGCCGCUACCACCUGGACAGCAGCGUGGGGGGCCCCGGGCCGGCAGCAGGGCCUGGGGGCACCCGGAGCCCGAGGGCCGGUUACCUCAGCGACGGGGACUCACCGGAGCGCCCAGCUGGGCCCCCAUCACCCACCUCCUUCCGGCCCUACGAGGUGGGUCCCGCAGCCCGGGCACCCCCGGCCGCACUCUGGGGCCGCCUCAGCCUGCACCUGUACGGUCUCGGGGGGCUGCGGCCAGCGCCGGGGGCCACCCCCAGGGACCUCUGCUGCCUACUGCAAGUGGAUGGGGAGGCCAGGGCCCGAACAGGGCCACUGCGAGGGGGGCCGGACUUCCUGCGGCUGGACCACACCUUCCACCUGGAGCUGGAGGCCGCCAGGCUCCUGCGCGCCCUGGUGCUUGCGUGGGACCCUGGCGUGAGAAGGCACCGGCCCUGUGCCCAGGGCACCGUGCUGCUGCCCACGGUCUUCCGAGGGUGCCAGGCCCAACAGCUGGCCGUGCGCCUGGAGCCUCAGGGGCUGCUGUAUGCCAAGCUGACCCUGUCGGAGCAGCAGGAAGCCCCUGCCACAGCUGAGCCCCGCGUCUUUGGGCUGCCCCUGCCACUGCUGGUGGAGCGGGAGCGGCCCCCCGGCCAGGUGCCCCUCAUCAUCCAGAAGUGCGUUGGGCAGAUCGAGCGCCGAGGGCUGCGGGUAGUGGGACUGUACCGUCUUUGUGGCUCAGCGGCAGUGAAGAAAGAGCUUCGGGAUGCCUUUGAGCGGGACAGUGCAGCGGUCUGCCUAUCUGAGGACCUGUACCCCGAUAUCAAUGUCAUCACUGGCAUCCUCAAGGAUUAUCUUCGAGAGUUGCCCACCCCACUCAUCACCCAGCCCCUGUAUAAGGUGGUACUGGAGGCCAUGGCCCGGGACCCCCCAAACAGAGUUCCCCCCACCACUGAGGGCACCCGAGGGCUCCUCAGCUGCCUGCCAGAUGUGGAAAGGGCCACGCUGACGCUUCUCCUGGACCACCUGCGCCUCGUCUCCUCCUUCCAUGCCUACAACCGCAUGACCCCACAGAACUUGGCCGUGUGCUUCGGGCCUGUGCUGCUGCCGGCACGCCAGGCGCCCACAAGGCCUCGUGCCCGCAGCUCCGGCCCAGGCCUUGCCAGUGCAGUGGACUUCAAGCACCACAUCGAGGUGCUGCACUACCUGCUGCAGUCUUGGCCAGAUCCCCGCCUGCCCCGACAAUCUCCAGAUGUCGCGCCUUACUUGCGACCCAAACGACAGCCACCUCUGCACCUGCCGCUGGCAGACCCCGAAGUGGUGACUCGGCCCCGCGGUCGAGGAGGCCCCGAAAGCCCCCCGAGCAACCGCUACGCCGGCGACUGGAGCGUUUGCGGGCGGGACUUCCUGCCCUGUGGGCGGGAUUUCCUGUCCGGGCCAGACUACGACCACGUGACGGGCAGUGACAGCGAGGACGAGGACGAGGAGGUCGGCGAGCCGAGGGUCACCGGUGACUUCGAAGACGACUUCGAUGCGCCCUUCAACCCGCACCUGAAUCUCAAAGACUUCGACGCCCUCAUCCUGGAUCUGGAGAGAGAGCUCUCCAAGCAAAUCAACGUGUGCCUCUGAGCCAGAUGACGGGGUGGGACCCCGGUUAGUAAGGACCGGGCGCCCAGUGGCUAAGGCGGUGCCCUGGUGACCAAGGAGAGCCAGACCUGUUGCUCAGGCCGAGCUCCUGGUUGCCAGCGAGUUACCACGGGACCAGUCGCGUGUAUGGCUGAGACUCAUUCCCAGUUUCCAGGGCCCGGUAUUUGGACACUAGUUGCCAAGUCUGGGGCCUGGGGAUUUUAGGGACCAGCGGUUGUGACCAUCUUUCCUGAGCACCAAGGGCUUCCCCUUUUGUUGCCAAAAAGGUAGUUCUCGCGCUUGCUAGGCUGGCCUCUCUUGCCUCCCCUUGGCCGGGGCAACACCAGUUACUGUGAGCAUCACCCUGGUGUGGUGAGUCACCUCUAGUCGGCCCUCUUGCUGCUGCCAACCAAAUCAGUAUUAGCUUUGAGCACUGCACUGUUUCUCCCUCCCUUGGACGACACAAAGACUAGCAUGAGGCACUGUUUGUGGGGGGCAGCCCCUAUCCUGGGUUCCAGCAUGGACACAGGGGUAGCCUGGGGCUUAUAGAGAAACAGCUGGUUUCCCCUACCCUUUUCCGGGGAAGUCCCCACGAUUGGCCUCUAGUCAGCAAAUGGAGAUAACAGAGUCUGGCCUUUCCAAUCCCCAUCUCCUUGCCCCCCCCUUGCCCCCCCCCCCGAAAAAAAUUGAGCACUUAAACCCCUCCCUUUUGGAGGGGGCCCCCUGAAGCGUCAGGCUGGGGGCAGUCUGGUACGGAACAUAUUUAUUGCCUCCAUGCAUGUGUGUGUGUGUCUGUGAGGACUGGUGUGCGUGGACACGUCUGAAGCAGGCGUGUGGGGCUCUUUCAGGGACCACAGAGGAGGGAGCAGUUUGCAGUGCCCAGCCACCCUGAAAUCCCCAAUAAUGGUGCCUCAGUGGGCCCCAGAGUUCCAGUGGGAGAGUACGGUUCCCUCCUGUCUCCCUCUUCUUUUCCGCACCUCCAUCUUUGUGGAUAAUAAAUAAAUAUGCACAGGU
Messenger RNA from Homo sapiens (human), 3558 nucleotides. It is a transcript of the gene SYDE1, whose product is annotated as synapse defective Rho GTPase activating protein 1. Gene Ontology annotation, biological process: signal transduction. The transcript has 7 exons. Gene Ontology annotation, molecular function: GTPase activator activity. NCBI's taxonomy places the organism in Eukaryota, Metazoa, Chordata, Mammalia, Primates, Hominidae. The record is from RefSeq and is a predicted model, not a curated record. The coding region runs from base 34 to 2547 and encodes 837 amino acids.